Geosmithia morbida is the source of this 2070-nucleotide messenger RNA. RefSeq names its product solute carrier family 32 (vesicular inhibitory amino acid transporter). Bases 1 to 2070 code for a protein of 689 amino acids. Lineage: Eukaryota; Fungi; Ascomycota; Sordariomycetes; Hypocreales; Bionectriaceae. Gene Ontology annotation, biological process: amino acid transmembrane transport. Gene Ontology annotation, molecular function: amino acid transmembrane transporter activity. Gene Ontology annotation, cellular component: vacuolar membrane. The transcript is spliced from 5 exons. The record is from RefSeq and is a predicted model, not a curated record.
AUGGCUAGGAACCCCACGUCGUGGGACGAAUAUGAGGGUCGCUUCUCCCCUUCGGGCAGCGUCAACUCGACGAUUCUGUCGGAGGAACAGGCAUUGGCCGAUGACGGUGACGAUGCGGCCAGUGGCACAUAUCGCCGCCCACGCAGACGAUCCUCGACGGCAAAUCGCCUUGCCGCCAUGGCCGACAUUGGUGGUGUCAACAGCAUUCGCUCCUUUGCCCGCAGUUGGCAGCGUGCAGCCGGCUUUGCAGAAGUCAUUCCGCGCCGUCCCAGCUUCGUCUGGGGUGACCAUGCCAUAGACGGCGACGACGGCAGUCACCAAGAUGGUUCUCAAGAUAUACGUUACGGUAAGAGUCACGUCGGUCAGGGCUCAGUACCACCAGCCUCGGGUCUUUUGAGGCAACAUUUCGAAGCCUCACCUCCAGAAGGCCGAUACAGCUCGCUUGCAGGCAGGUCUGCCGUCGCUGAGUCUAGCACUAGUGUUGGUGCCCGCAGUGGAAACCCUGGCCGAGAGGACUUCAGAGACCGCGAGAGAAAAGCACUCGACGCUGAGAUAGCCGAUAGUACACUUUUGGGUACUAGUAGCGGCUCGAGCAGGCUAAGCAUCUUUGCCAACCCCCCCCAUCUGGCUACCUCGUCAAUCAUUGGAAGCUAUGAUUCUUACCGUGGCUCGCACUACGGCACCAUGGACAGAGGUUCUAUUAGGGCUCGACGCCCAUCUGUCGUGCGCCCGGGUACUUGGGACGAUAACGACGAUGAUGCUGCCCUUGGGGAACACGAGCCCAUUCUCGUUAGGGAGGUCAAGAAAGGCGACAAGACUGUCCUCACCGUCGAGGGUCAGAGUACCCUGCCCCAGUCAGUUUUCAACUCCAUCAAUGCCAUCAUUGGCGUGGGUAUACUGAGUCUGCCGCUUGCCUUCAAAAUGUCCGGCUGGAUCAUCGGCCUCGUCCUCUUGACUCUGAUCGGUAACGUCACUGCCUAUACGGGAAAGCUACUGGCUCGCUGCAUGGACUACGACCCUAGCCUCAUCACAUACUCCGACCUUGCCUACGUUUCCUUUGGCACCCACGCACGAGUCAUCGUCUCGGCUCUGUUCUCUCUCGAGCUACUAGCCGCCAACACCGCUCUCAUCAUCCUCUUUGCAGACACUGUGGACCUCCUCCUGAGUGGAGUAGCCAGUGUUAACUUCUGGAAGUGCGUCUGUGCUCUCAUGAUGCUCCUUCUCAACCUCAUGCCUCUACGGUUCUUGAGCUACACAAGCGUCAUUGGAAUUUUCUCCACAUUCUGCAUCGUCUCCAUUGUCGUGAUCGACGGCUUUGCCAAGGAGCAUACCCCUGGUUCCUUGCGCGAGCCGGCCACUACGUACCUUCUGCCCUCCAACUGGCUCGCUCUCCCUCUAGCAUACGGCCUUCUCGCCAGCCCAUGGGGAGCUCAUUCCGUCUUCCCUUCAAUUUAUAGGGACAUGCGCCACCCAGCCAAAUGGGGCAAGGCCAUAAAGUCGACUUUUUCCUUUACUUACCUUAUAGAUACCUGUCUUGCCAUCGUUGGUAUCAUCAUGUUUGGUGACGGCAUUACUGGUGCCAUCACCUCCAACAUUCUUAGGACGCCCGGGUACCCCAAAGCCUUGUCAAUCCUCAUAUGUGUCUUUGUCGCCAUCAUCCCACUCACCAAGCUUCCUCUAAAUUGCCGUCCUCUCGUCACUACGGCUGAUGUCAUUUUGGGCGUUCAUGAGCAUCAGAGCCACGCUGCUGCUUCUCAUGACAGCACCGACCGACAGUCUGCCUUCAUCAAAGCCAUUAUUCGGGGUGCCGUCCGCGUCACUGUCGUCCUCAUCCACCUCCUCAUCUCCGUUGCGAUCCCGGCCUUUGACUCGGUCUGCGCCUUCCUUGGCGCCGCCCUCUGCACUCUUAUCUCCAUCAUCCUCCCUGUUUCCUUUUACCUCAAACUAUAUUGGGACGACAUUUCCUACCGUGAGCGCUUUUUACUUUGGUCCAUUAUGGUGGUCUUCUCUAUUCUGGGCGUUAUCGGGACUGUCUGGACUUUCCUCCCCAAGAGCCUUGUUGGUGCUUAG